Closterium sp. NIES-65 is the source of this 1386-nucleotide messenger RNA. NCBI's taxonomy places the organism in Eukaryota, Viridiplantae, Streptophyta, Zygnematophyceae, Desmidiales, Closteriaceae. The record is from the annotation of a GenBank genome assembly.
CUGGGCUUCUCCUUGCUAGAAGCGGGCACGGUGCGGUUCAAGAACACGCGCAACAUCAUGAUCAAGAACGUGCUGGACACGUGUGUCAGCGCCAUUGCCUUCUGGCUGCUGGGCUACGGCAUCGGCUUCGGCGAGGGCUCCAAAGUGUUCGGGUGGAAGUAUGACGAUGGCUCGAUUGCAUAUGCGAGUGGGCAGAAUGGAGUUGAUUGGUUCUUCCAGUUCACCUUCUGUGCCACAUCAGCAACAAUCAUUGCAGGGGCUGUGGCGGAGAGAACGCACCUAUGGGCCUACCUCACAUUCAACUUCUUCCUGUCUGCGCUCAUCUACCCGGUGAUAGCGCACAUGAUCUGGUCGCAAGGGGGGCUGCUGGCGGCCAGUCAGACCAACACAGUGCUCAACACCAUAGGCGUGCUGGACAAUGCGGGGUCCAUGGUGGUGCAUGUCACUGGUGGCGUCACGUCAUUGGUGGGGGCGAUUCUAGUGGGCCCUCGCAUUGGUCGGUUUGACAUUGACGGCAAAGUGGUGCCCUUCAAGUGCCACUCCGUGGUGUUCAUAGCAGCGGGCACCAUCAUCCUGUGGGUGGGCUUCUACGGCUUCAACGGGGGCUCGGUGUCGCUGGUGGGGCAGCCGCCGCUGCAGUGGGUGCAGGAGGUGGCGCGCGUGUGCGUCAACACCACCAUCAGCGCCUCCUUCAGCGGCGUCACCGUGUGGACGCUCACGUACCGGCGCAGGGAGCCGGUGCCAGAGGACACGUUCAAUGGGGUGAUCGGCGGGCUGGUGGCAGCGUGUGCCACCAGCAGUGUGGUGGAGCCGUAUGCUGCUGCCAUCAUUGGGCAGUGUGCCACGAGCAGCGAGGUGGAGCCGUAUGCCGCUGCCAGCAUUGGGGUGGUGGCGGGGCUCAUGUGUCUUCUCGGCUGCUGGCUCAUGUUCCGGUACCAAAUAGACGACCCAGUACAAGCAGCGCCAACGCAUCUGUUCUGUGGAUCGUGGGGCGGCGUGGCAGCAGGCCUCUUCGCCACCAAGGAUGGCAUCACCGCCACCUACGGCGUUGUCCCGCCCUCUUGGGGGCUGUUUUACGGGGGAGGAGGCUGGCAGCUGCUGGUGCAGGAUGGCAUCACCGCCACCAAGGAUGGCAUCACCGCCACCAAGGAUGGCAUCACCGCCACCAAGGAUGGCAUCACCGCCACCUACGGCAUCGUGCCACCCUCCUGGGGGCUUUUCUAUGGGCGACUUUUGAGACGUCUCAAAAGCUCUUCUAUGGGGGAUGAGGCUGGCGGUUGUUUAUGCGGGACCGUCUUCUUUCUGCUCUUUGUGUUCCUUCUUCCCCAUCUUCUCUGCUCCUCCGCUCCACAUUCCAUUUUCAACCACUCCCCCCUCCUCUUCUAG